Arachis ipaensis is the source of this 1943-nucleotide messenger RNA. RefSeq lists its product as uncharacterized. The record is from RefSeq and is a predicted model, not a curated record. Lineage: Eukaryota; Viridiplantae; Streptophyta; Magnoliopsida; Fabales; Fabaceae.
AAAAUAAAAACGAAACUUCGUUUUUGCACAGAAGCCAAGUAACAUAGCUAAUUUCCAUUUCACUCCACAGCUUCUUGUAUCUUCCACUCAAACUCUUAUUUUCUCUCUGCAAAUUCUUCCUCCACCUCAAGCUUCCCAUCAUGGCGUCUGCAUCAUCCGGUCGCGGCUCCAAGGGCUUCGAUUUCGCUUCCGACGACAUCCUCUGCUCCUACGAAGACUUUCCUAACCAGGACUCUUCUAACGGCACUCACGAUGACCCCGCCAAGGAUUUUCACAAAUCAAGGAUGGCAAGGACAUCAAUAUUUCCUGAUACUGCUUAUAAUUCGCCUGAAGAUUCUAUAAGCCAAGAUGUGAUUGCAGCUGUUGAGAAGAGCAUGAAAAAAAAUGCUGACAACCUUAUGCGGUUUCUUGAAGGAAUUAGUUCAAGGCUAUCACAGUUGGAAUUAUAUUGUUACAAUAUUGACAAAUCAAUUGGAGAAAUGCGAUCUGAUUUAAACACUGACCACGGGGAGGCAGAGUUAAAGCUCAAUUCUCUUGAGAAACACAUUCAGGAAGUACACAGAUCUGUACAAAUUUUGAGAGACAAGCAAGAGCUAGCCGAUACUCAGAAGGAGUUAGCCAAGCUUCAGUUAGUUCAGAAAGAAUCAUCCUCCACAAGCCAUUCACAUUCCAACGAGGAGAGGUCUUCGCCUUCUGCCACUGAGCCAAAAAGAACUGAUAAGCCCCAGCCUGCCCCAGCUCCGGCCCCAAAUGUAGCACCAGCCACUCAACAACCAUCUUAUUACAUGCCACCCACUCCUUUGCCCAAUCUGCCAUCUGUGGCCCAAGUUCCCCAGAAUCAAUAUUUGCCCUCUGAUCAGCAGUAUAGAACUACGCAACCAACAUCAUCGCAAGCAACACAAUCUCUGUCUAUGCAACAAUAUUCUCAGUAUCAGCAACCACAGCUGCCACAGCCGCAGCAGCAGUGGCCUCAGCAGGUGCAACCUCCGCAACCACCUCCAAUGCAGUCACAGAUGAGACCCCCUUCAACCAAUGUUUACACUCCUUACCUGCCAAACCAUGCUACAAAUCCCUCUCCCUCGGAAACACUACCAAACAGCAUGCCAAUGCAAAUGCCAUAUUCCGGAAUUCCACCUGCAGCUUCCGGCAGUAGCGAUGCCAUGCCGUAUGGAUACAGCAGAGCUGGUAGAACAGGUCCGCAGCAACCACUUCCGCCGCAAAUCAAAAGUUCUUUUCCAGGACAACCAGGUGAUCCAUAUGGAACAAGUGCUACUCAUGCCGCGCCCCCUCCUACUAGUGCAUACAUGAUCUAUGAUAGUGAGGGAGGAAGAACACAUCCUCCCCCACAACCACCUCAUUUUGCUCAAGCUGGAUACCCUCCAUCGAGUGCUUCGCUUCAGAACCCUGCACCACAUAACCUCAUGGUCCGGAAUCCUAGCCAGACACAAUAUAUUCGUGGCCAUCCCUACAGCGACUUGAUCGAGAAGUUGAUGAACAUGGGAUUUAGAGGUGAUCAUGUGGCAGGGGUGAUCCAGAGGAUGGAGGAAAGUGGGCAGCCUGUAGAUUUUAACUCGGUACUUGACCGGUUGAAUGUGCAUAGUUCUGUUGGUCCCCAGAGGGCAUGGUCAGGGUAAAGAACUUUGUAUACCAUGUCUUGUUUCAUCAAUGCAACGAUGAUGUCAAAGUUGACCCUUACCUCCUUCAAACUUGGCAUGCCCUAUACAAUCAUGUCGUGUUUUAUUAUGCAUGAAUAAACCUUUAAUGUACUAUUAUGCACGGUGUUAUUGCAUAUAUUUUGUUCAGAUAUGAGAAAUUUGUUGUGUAAGAUAAAAUUUCAAUUUAGUGAAGGGAAGUAGAUGUUGACAUCUAUGCAAAAUAGUUUUAGACAUGAGAAAAUAGAGCGAUGGAUAGACAAAUCCAAAAUUCUAAUGUACUUGUGUAUA